AUGUCGUCGACGCGCAAAUCUUUGUUGGCGUCGUCACAAGUUGUUCGUAUGGCCAGCACGCAUUCCGCGACCGCUGCUGCAGCCAAGCACGACGACCACGGCGAUCAUGGUGCCCAUCACGGACACGAAGACCACUACGAUCCCCCUGGUGGUUGGCUUUGGGGCGAGAGACCGGGAGAUAAAUAUGAAAAGGAGGGGUGGGAGCCGUUCGCGUGGUUCUUUGUCGCGGCUUGGGUGGUUGCUGUGGCGGCCUAUACUAUGAAGGAAGAUACUUCGAUACAAACAUGGGCGCUCGAAGAGGCCAGAAGACGACUUGAAAAGGAAGGCUUUUACGACGAGUCGAAAUAGAAAGGAAAGAGAAGAUGUGGUCCGU
Molecule: messenger RNA, 373 nt
Organism: Exophiala dermatitidis NIH/UT8656
Lineage: Eukaryota; Fungi; Ascomycota; Eurotiomycetes; Chaetothyriales; Herpotrichiellaceae
Exons: 2
Coding region: 1-348 (115 amino acids)
Source: RefSeq, a predicted model, not a curated record